Molecule: messenger RNA, 1440 nt
Organism: Pediculus humanus corporis (human body louse)
Lineage: Eukaryota; Metazoa; Arthropoda; Insecta; Psocodea; Pediculidae
Product: COP9 signalosome complex subunit, putative
Exons: 7
Coding region: 1-1440 (479 amino acids)
Cellular component (GO): COP9 signalosome
Source: RefSeq, a predicted model, not a curated record
AUGAUGAAGGCUGCGGUGGAGCCCAUGCAAGUUGAUGCUCCACCAGAAGAUAAUGACAACACCGAAGAGGAGCCUCAUGUUGUAGAAAACCCAACAAUAGAUUUAGAAACUUAUGCAAACAGUUACACAGGUCUUGCUAGACUGAAUAGAUUAAAAUACAUUGCUGACCAUUGCCCUGCUCUUAGGGUUGAAGCAUUGAAAAUGGCUUUAUCAUAUGUUAUGAACACAUACAAUGUCAUUUUAUAUCAACAACUCCAUAAAAGUCUACAAAAUGCUGUUGGAAGUGUAUCAAGUCUUCCUGAUGUUGCUGGAGGAGCACAAUCAACAUCUCAAGACUUUCCUUCAUUAGAUGUUAUUUGGGUUGAAACAAAAUCUAAAAAAGCUGCUGUUAAAUUAGAAAAAUUAGAUGCCGAUUUGAAAAAUUAUAAAUCGAAUUCAAUUAAGGAGAGUAUAAGAAGGGGCCAUGAUGAUUUGGGUGAUCAUUUCUUAGACUGUGGAGAUUUACCAAAUGCAUUAAAAUGUUAUUCUAGAGCUAGGGACUAUUGUACAAGUGGAAAACAUAUUGUCAAUAUGUGUUUGAAUGUUAUUAAAGUGAGUGUAUAUUUACAAAACUGGUCUCAUGUUCUUAGUUAUGUGAGCAAAGCCGAAGCGACACCAGAUUUUUCUGAAAUGCAUUCAAAAGAAAGUCAAUAUAACCAAACAAUUUUAACUAAAUUGAAAUGUGCAGCUGGUUUAGCUGAAUUAGCAUCGAAAAAAUAUAAAUCUGCUGCAAAACAUUUCCUACAAGCAAAUUUCGAUCACUGUGAUUUUCCAGAAUUGCUAUCACCUAGUAAUGUCGCAAUUUAUGGCGGUUUAUGCGCUUUAGCCACUUUUGAUCGUAAUGAUUUACAAAAAAAUGUUAUUGUUAGUAGUUCUUUUAAAUUAUUCCUCGAACUGGAGCCUCAGUUGAGAGAUAUUAUAUUUAAAUUUUAUGAAUCCAAAUAUGCUUCAUGCUUAACACUCUUGGAUGAAAUGAAAGAUUAUUUAUUAUUAGAUAUGUACAUUGCACCACAUGUCAGUAAACUAUAUAUGCAAAUAAGAAACAGAGCUCUCAUACAGUAUUUUAGUCCAUACAUGUCAGCUGAUAUGAAAAAAAUGGCUGCUGCAUUUAAUACUACCGUUCCUGCUUUGGAAGAUGAAUUAAUGCAGCUUAUUCUUGAUGGGCAAAUACAGGCUCGAAUAGAUUCGCACAACAAGAUUCUGUAUGCAAAGGAUGUCGAUCAAAGAAGCACAACAUUUGAAAAAUCUCUUCAAAUUGGAAAAUAUUAUCAAAGAAGAACUAGAAUGUUGAUACUUAGAGCCGCCAUGCUUAAACAUCAAAUUCACGUCAAAAGAGAUAGUACUCAAAGUGGAGAUAUGUCUGUUGCUCCUGGCAAUAGCACAAUGGCUCAGAGAACUUGA